Orbicella faveolata is the source of this 3253-nucleotide messenger RNA. RefSeq lists its product as uncharacterized. NCBI's taxonomy places the organism in Eukaryota, Metazoa, Cnidaria, Anthozoa, Scleractinia, Merulinidae. The record is from RefSeq and is a predicted model, not a curated record.
CGUGUAAAACCGAGAGAAAAUUGAUAUUACACGUUUGAAUAUUUUCUGACUCUGAACAUCGGACCGACUUGCGUUCGAUUACCAGUCACAGAAGACCGAAUAGCUUCUAGCGACAGUACUUCCACGCGUGAUGACAUAGUGGCUACGUUACCUAGCAAGAGUAGCCACAAAAAAGGCAGAUAGUUUCACAAACCCCUGAAAAACAGCUCAGCCUAGAGAACUGCAGCAGGCCCUUUGUUCACAUUGCAUUUUUGUUUUAUUGUUUUUGUUUUUCCUUUGCUUUUUGAUUUCCCUCGCAAAUUCUGCAACUUCAAAGAUGAAAAAACGUACUGCUUUCCUUGUACAAUUUACAACAAAUAUAAACUCGUAGAGACUACAAAUUACUACAAAUUGUUAGCCUUCAUAGAAUUUACUCGUGCGUAUUUUUUUUCAAACUGCGCUCGAAAUCAUGUGACUGCCAAUUCGAAUUGGUCGAUUCAUGACAUUUACGGUUAACCUUAUUACGUCUAUUGUAGGUGUUAGGGGUUUAUGGUGUUACAUGUUGUACAUUUAUAGGUUCAUCACACUAUAUAAUUCAGUAUCUUUCUUUUUAAGGUUUUGUGCUGGAAAAAUCUGCUACUAAUCUGCUGAAGUUAUGAAGAAAAUAGAAUUCCUGAAGUUGUUUACUGCUCUCUUUGUUGGAUUGUCUUUUUUGGCUAUAAUUAUUCUUUCAUAUUGGAGUUCAACAUUUAAGUUACGUAGACUGGAUGCAAACUAUACAGUAGUUACUUCAAGAGUUGCCCACUUCCGUGAAGCCGAAUCCAAUUCAACAGUAACGACAACAAGUGACAAGUCAAUUUCUAUAACUUCAAAGCCAUUCAUUUAUCUCACUCAAACCGAACAAUGUCUUCCUCAACACUUGGCCUCAUCGACAAGGAUCGGAGAUAAUAAGACCUGCAACUGUGACGUAAUAGUACUAAGUUACAAAGAGGAAUGUCAAGACGACAAGCCAUCACACAUUUCCUAUGUAUUUGCCAAAGAAAGCACCUGGACCACAGGGCGAAAUCUGCUUUACUUUGUUGCAAUAGAGAGAAUACGUCACUACCAUUACUACAUCUUCUUAGAUGAUGAUGUAGAUCUUGGAUUCAACUCGUUUAGUUCUCAAGAAAUAAAGAGACUGUCACCGUUUAGAGCCUUUGAACAAUGGCUUUUGGAUGAUGAACCAGCAGUGGGUGUUGCAAACUAUAACAAUAAUGGUAGGGCGCUUUUGAAAAGAAGACAAUCGAUAUGUGGUAUCAAAGAACCACCGAUAGUCGUUCCAGUGAUGUGGUUCGAUGCUCUCUUUAACGCUUUUCAUCAUCAAUCCAUCAAGCACAUUUUGCCCUGCCCUACACAAUACGACCAAGAGAGUUGGUGGAUCUCUCAGUUACAUGUAAUUUAUUCUACAGAGCUGAUAUUCCGAGGCCAGGCGCUCGCGUAUGUAGCUAUAACUGUCUCCAACAGACAACAUCGUGGUUAUCCACGGGGGCACACGAUGUUUUCCAAACGAAUACCUGUCAUAAUCGAGGACAUUCAAAACAAAGCACCUACAGCUCACCAAAACCGCACCUUGUUUCAGACAUUAAAAACCAGUCAAUUAAAGAGGUACAGCGAGACUGCAACCACCUACUGUAUGAACACAACACAUCGCCAUCCGAUUGUGCCAUACUCACAUUUUGAAGGCCAAAGCUGAAAGACAUAGGUAAUAUAUAGAGCAUCUGACCACAGUUGAACAUUGCAAUAUUGCACUUUAGGUCUAAUGUUAGGUAUUUUAUUUACGUUACCAGUGAUGUCCUGGACACUAGUUUGGCAAAAGCUUUAGCCAAGAAAAGAUUUCUCAAUCAACUACCUGAACUUUGGAUACUAGGAACCAAUCGUAGGAUUUAGUUUCAGUGUGUUAAUCUAGUGCAACCAAGUGAUAUACACUAGUUAUUUUAGGGAGGCCAUUUAAGGGAUGCCAUUUUAGGGAGCGCCCCGGGGAGGCAGAGGUACUGCCUUAUUGGAAAUUUCUAGAUAUAUUUGAUAUAGACGGAGAUAGUUGGGAAAUGGGCUAAAUGUUUAACUGUUAGUAAUAGUAAUUGGACCGAUUGGAGUACAAUUUAGGGAGUAAUCGCGCGAGUGAUUUUAAAAUACGGUGGCCGAUUUGAAAUUACGAGCACGAUUACCCCCCUGAGUAAGAAUUUCUGCAGUCUGAUUGGCUGAGAACAUGUCAAAUAAUCCCAAAUCAGGGCAAUUUCACCAGUGCAAGCAGAGUGAAAUUGAGUGCUAAACGGUGAAAUUGAAAAUGAUUGACAGCUCCGACAAAAUUGAGCCGGCCAAACAAAACGGGGGACAAAAGGUGGACGAAGAUUCAAACUCUUAACCUAAAUCAGUUUAAAUACAGAGACUUGAUAACAAAGCAAAACACAAAGUUCAGCAAAAAUUACAAACUAGUUAUCGUGAAGUGUGUAAGAUAAGAAAUAUACACAGACGACGUGAGGACAAAAACAUAAACUUGAGCUUGGCUGAAUUGAAAAAUGCCGGAUCCGAUCACGACGGCAUGACAAAAUCCCAGUUUAAAAAGUAAAUUUUAAAAUUCCAUUAGUACUACUUCAAAAAACGCGAAGAGGAACGCAACAACAAGACGCCCUAAGAACCUGCCACAUCUUAAUUUUGAAGACGAAAGGGGCAAGCGUUCUACUUUUGCGAAAAAACAAAGCUUAGAGAUUAGGUAAGAUAGUUCACAAACAAAACGCGACAAACGCAAAUCUAACCUGUACAACGUCCAAUGAAGAAGUUAAUAAAUGUCUUUCAGUCACUAAGAAAAUCAGUAUCUUGGUAGAUUUUAGCUUUGUGUUUCUCGGCAUUUUGUUUAAAGCAGCUUGUGCUGGGUUGAAGAGUUGCUUCUCGGCGAAGACAAGCUUGAACGCGGCACAGAGUUUUUCAAUCACUCAAAAAAACAGUUGCAAAAAAAGUCGUAUUAAAACAGCAGGGAGGUUUUCUUUUGCUUUGUGGUCAAUUUCUUCAAUUCAAAUGUAAAAUAAAGACUACUUUUCACAGUUAAACGAAACUGCUCAGUUUUCAUACAUGACUUGUAAUGAAGUUUUACGCUUGAAUUAAUUUUCAUACAAUAAAGAUACACUAACUUGACGCUUCAUUUCUGACGUAAAAUACUGAAGCGUGACAGAAAUUGUCACUUGUACAUUAUUAACAAGUAAUCAAAUGAUUUUUCGCGUGCAAUUUGGAAUAAAUAAGC